Molecule: messenger RNA, 463 nt
Organism: Drosophila eugracilis
Lineage: Eukaryota; Metazoa; Arthropoda; Insecta; Diptera; Drosophilidae
Exons: 2
Coding region: 49-402 (117 amino acids)
Source: RefSeq, a predicted model, not a curated record
AAAUCAGUUUCAAGUGCCAACGCAUUGCGAACGAAAUAGCAAUCAAAAAUGAAAUUUACCACGAUUAUUUUAUUCGCACUUGCGGCAUUCGUCUUGCCAACAUUCGCCACCAAUGACUACCUUUGGGGCACCAUUGGGGACAAUGACUACAAGCUGGCCAAGGAUACCGUUUCGAAGGCAUUCUUCGUUGGCCUUGUACAGACCAAGAAAUACGUUUUCAAGCAGUCGGACAAUCUGAAUGCUCUAACUAUUACGGCCAUUAAGAUCACCGACAAGAAGAAGAGCCAUGGCGCAACGGCUGUCCUUUCAAGCGGAGGUCCUGGCUCCAAGGGAGCCACUAUUAAGUUCACUUCUGAAAGAGGCUAUGGCAUCAAGGAUGUCGUCGAAAUCUGGGGCCGUUGAAAAUACAUUUCCCAAACUGUGACUUUCUACAAACAAUAAUGAGAUCCGAUAAAAAGCAAAA